UGCUGAAACUCGUCAGGAGAUGGUUUCAUUGAAAUCUUGCAACUCUUUUCAAAUCAACGCAACUCCAAAUAAACGUUUUGACUGAAGAAUUAGUCUUUCCAAUGUGUUACUAUAUGUCAGGAAUAAAUGCCAACAGAAAUAUUCUACGCACGCAUUUGCCUCCAAAAACACGCUCCAUGGGAGAUGAACGACGAGCUUGGCAUCUUGCACUUGUUUGCCUGUUACUAGCAGCAGUUGCAGCAGCAGAAUCAACUCCAAUAGCCAAGCUCGAUUGCCAAGACAGAUGUGGGAACGUUAGUAUCCCAUAUCCAUUUGGUACAACGACGGAUUGUUAUCUCAAUGAAGAUUUUUACAUAGCUUGUAAUUCGACUCACUAUGAUCCUCCACGAGCAUUCUUAACAGGAAGCAAUAUAGAGGUGACAAACAUAACUGUCGAAGGCAAAUUGCGGAUUAUGCAAUUUAUAGCCCGCGAUUGCUACAACAAAUCGGGCUUCCCAGUUUCCAGCAAUACUCCUUCCAUCACGCUGUCCAAAUUCAGGGUCUCGGAUACUGAUAACAAGUUCGUUGCCAUUGGCUGCGAUACUGAAGCAACCAUUCAAGGUGUUCAAGACGACAAGGGAUACACGAGUGGGUGCAUAAGCAAGUGUGACAGUAUUGACUAUGUGGACAAUUUUACAUGUUCUGGUAUAGGCUGUUGCCAGACAUCCAUUGCUAAAGAUGUAGGAUAUUUUGACAUUGCUGUAAGAAGCUACAAUAAUCACCAAGGUAUCUGGGAUUUCAAUCCCUGCAGCUAUGGCUUUGUUGUUGAAGAAAAUAGCUUCAAUUUUUCUUCGAAUUAUCUUCGUGAUCUGCAAAAUGUAACCAUGAUGCCCAUGGUGCUUGAUUGGUUUAUCGGGAACGAGACGUGUGAAACGAUAAAGACCAAGAGUUCGGAUGAUGUAUGCCAGGGAGAUAGCACUUGUUAUAACGUGGAUAAUGGAUCUGGAUAUCGUUGCAAGUGCUUGGAUGGCUAUCAAGGAGAUCCAUACCUACCUAAUGGUUGCCAAGACAUAGAUGAAUGUAAAGACCCAAAUCUCAAUAAAUGUGAAAAGAUAUGUGAAAAUACAAAAGGAAAUUACACGUGCUUGUGCCCCAAGGGUUAUCAUGGAGAUGGAAGAACAGAUGGUACAGGUUGUGUUGCCAAUCAAUCUGGAGGAUCACUUAUAAUUGAGCUUACUGUUGGGCUUGGCGUAGGCAUUACAGUAUUGAUAGCAGGUAGCACUUGGUCGUACUGGGCAUUCAAGAAGUGGAAGCUCAUCAAACUUAAACACAAGUUCUUUCGACAAAAUGGAGGCUUGAUGUUGCAGCAAGAACUCUCCAGGCGGGACUCUUCCACUGAAACGGCUAAAAUUUUCUCAGCUGAGGAGCUGGAGACGGCCACCAACAACUAUGAUGAAAGUAGGAUUAUUGGUCGAGGUGGUUAUGGCACAGUCUACAAAGGAACUCUAUCAGAUGGGAGAACCGUAGCAAUUAAGAAGUCCCAAGUUGUUGAUGAAAGCCAAAUCGAUCAAUUCAUCAAUGAAGUUGUUGUGCUUUCCCAAAUCAAUCACAGGAAUGUGGUGAAGCUUUUAGGUUGUUGCUUAGAGACGGAAGUUCCAUUACUGGUUUAUGAAUUUAUCACCAAUGGUACUCUCUUUGAGCAUAUCCACAACAAAAGCAAGGCUUCUUCCUUGACAUUUGAAACCCGGUUACGUAUAGCAGCAGAAACUGCAGGUGUGCUCUCAUAUCUGCAUUCCUCAGCUUCCAUACCAAUCAUUCAUAGGGAUGUCAAGUCUACCAACAUACUCUUGGAUGAUAGUUACACUGCCAAAGUAUCCGAUUUUGGAGCUUCGAGAUUGGUUCCACUAGACCAAGCCGGGAUAUCAACGGUGGUUCAAGGGACCCUCGGAUACCUGGACCCUGAAUACUUGCAGACAAGUCAGCUGACAGAGAAAAGUGAUGUUUAUAGCUUUGGGGUAGUCCUUCUAGAGCUACUGACCGGACAAAAAGCACUUUGUUUUGAAAGGUUAGAGGAGGACAGAAAUCUUGCAAUGUAUUUCAUUUCAGCUUUGAAAGAAGAUCGCUUGGUGCAAAUUCUUGAGAAGUGCGUAGUGGAUGAAGCAAAGAUAGAGAUGGUUGAGGAAAUUGGUAGCCUUGCAAGGAGGUGCUUAAGAGUGAAAGGAGAAGAAAGGCCCACAAUGAAGGAAGUCGCAAUGGAGUUGGAGGGGUUGAGAAUGAUGCUGGAGCAUCAUCCAUGGGUAAACAACGAUGAGUCGAGGUUAGAAGAGACUGAGUAUUUGCUGGGUGAACCAUCGUUGAAAAUUGGUUCUAAUGGCGGUAUGAAUAAUGUUACAUAUGAUACCAUCACAGAUCAUAUAAUUUUACAAGUUGGUCAUGGAAGAUAAUAGUUUCAAUCUUUCACCUCAGGAUUUAUUUUCUAAACUUACAAAUCUUUUUGUUUGUAUUUAAAAAAAAUAUACUUUGUAAAUUUUCUAAUUUUAUAUCUUAAUUUUUUUUCCAAA
Messenger RNA from Gossypium raimondii (Peruvian cotton), 2540 nucleotides. Its product is annotated as wall-associated receptor kinase 2. The record is from RefSeq and is a predicted model, not a curated record. Gene Ontology annotation, biological process: cell surface receptor signaling pathway; protein phosphorylation. The transcript has 3 exons. Gene Ontology annotation, molecular function: calcium ion binding; protein serine/threonine kinase activity; polysaccharide binding. Lineage: Eukaryota; Viridiplantae; Streptophyta; Magnoliopsida; Malvales; Malvaceae. Gene Ontology annotation, cellular component: plasma membrane. The coding region runs from base 102 to 2423 and encodes 773 amino acids.